AACGACGCUGGGUAGACCUACCGGAAGCGACCGAUUGCCUUGAGCCAUUCGGGUCCGUUAUGCUGAUCAUCUUUAGCUUGACAGCUGCACGAUGUUUGAAUGUGAAAAGGUGUUUUGGACUGUCUUAUUCUGAGACAUGUGAUUUCGACGAGUAUCCAUUCAGAAAUAAUCUGCAAACUUUUCGAAGAACGCAGCGGAAUAGAAACACUUGCAACUCACCGGGCAGUUUUGUAACUUUGUAACAAGGGGAGCAAGAGCGUUUAUUCAUCACGUCAGACUACACGAGAAGUUUAUCCGGACAUAAUUAACAUAUGGACGUUUUCAGUAGGCGUUGGAGUACUUCAGGGCAAAUAAAACUUGUUUUGGUUUCUUCCCGUGCUGUGCUGCAUUUUUUCCGCAGCAACCUGGAAAAUACCUGCUUUGUCAACACUUCGUCUUCAGUUUCUUGUUACUCACCACAUGCAAAAUGCUCUAAUGGAAUUGAAUAGUUCUACCAUCGUGUGCUGACAAUGACUGCAACUCGCAUGCUGAACAUGGAGAUCCGGUCUUCUCUUCAGCACCAAGGAAUCCUCCCAAACAAGAUUCCACAUGCAAAUGAAUGACCCCAGCAGCCUGUGAGGAUUUGGAGGCAGGAGCAGUAGGUCCAGGAGCACCAUGUCUGCUGGGGAGCUCAUCGAGCUGCAGGACCUGAGGGGUGGGGAGGACCGCAUCGAACUCACCCCCCUGCCCUCCACCCCUCGCACCUCGCGCCUGGAGCGGGUCAACGCGGUCCGCCUCAGCCCCGGCAGGGUCCCGGAACUCCUCAACCGCGUGCGCAUCAUACGGCUCCUGGGGGGAGUGGGCUCGGACAGCAGGGAGGAUGUGAAUGUCGGGGUGGGGGUCAGGGUCGGCGGGGGGAUGGCCGACCCCAAACUGGUGGAGGAGGCCGGGGAGGGCCAUGACUUCCAGCCCUGCAGCCACACCCAGCCCACCUGGUGUGACCUGUGCGGAGACUUCAUCUGGGGCCUAUACAAGCAGAGCCUGCGAUGUGUCAAUUGCAGAUUCACAUGUCACUACCGAUGCCGGGCCCUCAUCAAACUGGACUGCAGUCUAGACCAGGGCUCCGUGGCGGACCACUCAAGUGUCACAGGGGACGAGGAGCAGGACACCAUAGAGUCAGACACAAAUGUGGAUGAGCAGACUGAGUGGGGGAAGCAGCCUGAGCUGACUCCAGCUGAGAUCCAGAAGAAGGUGAAGGAGUACAAUGCCCAGAUCAAUGGCAACCUCUUCAUGACCUCGAACAAAGAUGGCUCCUACACUGGCUUCAUCAAGGUCCAGCUGAAGCUGGUGCGUCCCGUCUCGGUGCCCCCUCCCAGGAAGGGCUCAGCCGCAAAGGAGCCCCCUGGCCGGGGUGGUAAACCUCCCGCGUCGGCAGGCAGUGCCCUGAAGCGCCGCACGUCCUUCUACCUGCCCAAGGACACCGCAAAGCACCUGCACAUCAGCUCUCGCACCAGCUCCCGAGAGGUCAUCCAGGCCCUGCUCAAGAAGUUCACCGUGCUCGACAACCCUGCCAAGUUCGCCCUGUUUGAGCGCUCGGAGCGCCACGAUCAGGUGUACCUGCGUAAGCUGUCUGAUGACGAGCGUCCGCUUCACCUGCGUCUGCUUGCCGGCCCCAAUGAGAAGGUGCUCAGCCUGGUGCUGAAGGAGAACGAGACUGGAGAGGUCAAUUGGGAUGCCUUCUCAUCUCCCGAGCUCUCAAACUUUUUGCGCAUCCUGAAGCGUGAAGAGGAGGAGCAUGUGAAGCAGAUCAUACUACGCUACACACGAGCUCGCGAGCGCCUCCAGGAAGCCAUCUCCAGCUCCAAGCCGGGCUGAGGGGGCCGCCACCUCCGCUGCCCCUUCCCAGCUCCGCGUGGGAACACCUGCACUGUUGACCUGCGGCCACUAGGUGGCUCUUGUGUCACUGUUGCAUCCAACACCACCCGGCUAGGAUGACGACGACGUGGACAGGCCUUCACUCCCCCCACACCAACACCACCCCCCUCCCUCUCUUACCAAGAGAGAGGGACGAGAAAACUAAGAACGAGGGAAUGAUUGUGUGAGUGAGUAAGAGCGAACGGACGCGUGAGAGCGUAACAUGAGUUGUGCCUUAGGACAUAGUGAGAGUGAGUUAUGUCUGGAGGAGCGUUUGAAUGAACGAGUGAUGAUGAUGAACGGACGGAUGGAUGGAUGGAUAGGAGAGGAAGAGUGGACUUGUCUGAGGACUGAGCCUGUGUGAGCGCGUGCUGAGAGCAUGUGAGAGUACAGCAGUUUGAAAGACUGUUGAGGAUCUGGACUGACUGGUAGUGAUGCCAUCAGUUUUGAAAGAAAUUGUCUUCCUCAUUGAGCUACAUCAUUGAGCUCAUGAGUGAAUGGCUUGUGUGUCUUUUUUUCUUUGUUUGUUUGUUAGUUAUAUAUGUCUGUUAUCUGUGUCAUGUACUGGAAUGUCUGUUAUACAUGUCUGUCUGUUACAUGUGACUUUCCGAAUGACUGGGACUCAACACAUUCGAAUACUGUGCAUACAGUCUAGGGCAGCCCUUUAACAAAUAUAAAACCUGUGUACACAAACAUGCAAAUUUGGAUCGCACAUUAUCAAGAACAUUCCACACAAAUUCACCACUCGACAUGAAUGUGUACUGUUAGCUGAUCAUUUCUCAACCACCUGUAUGUGUCUCAGACUAAAACAUGAAUGUAAAUAAAAGAAAGAAUACUAUACAAAA
Engraulis encrasicolus (European anchovy) is the source of this 2738-nucleotide messenger RNA. Its product is annotated as ras association domain-containing protein 1-like. The transcript is spliced from 7 exons. Lineage: Eukaryota; Metazoa; Chordata; Actinopteri; Clupeiformes; Engraulidae. The record is from RefSeq and is a predicted model, not a curated record. Bases 655 to 1854 code for a protein of 399 amino acids. Gene Ontology annotation, cellular component: microtubule cytoskeleton; nucleus. Gene Ontology annotation, biological process: Ras protein signal transduction.